Molecule: messenger RNA, 1023 nt
Organism: Arabidopsis lyrata subsp. lyrata
Lineage: Eukaryota; Viridiplantae; Streptophyta; Magnoliopsida; Brassicales; Brassicaceae
Product: CASP-like protein 1E2
Exons: 2
Coding region: 321-893 (190 amino acids)
Source: RefSeq, a predicted model, not a curated record
AGUAGAGGAUUUUUCUUUUCACAAUUCUCGAUGAAAUGUGUAUUCACACUUUGCUUUCCCGUAUAUAUCCGUUAUUGGUUUUUUCUUUCCGUAAGCUAAAAUCUUUCUCGCACGCCACAUAAACUCCAAGCCACGUAGAUACAUUUAGUGACGUAUUCGGUUUGUCUUAUUUUCCGAGUAAGCGUAUUCAAUAUAUAUAUAUACACGUCUCUUCUCGCAUCUAGAGCAUGAGAAGCUUAGAAAAAGAUAUCAUCAAUCUUUGUUAUUUCUCACUCUCUUCUUAUUUUGUACCUAGCUCGUCACUUUGUUUUGAUCCCUAAAUGGAAAACGAGGGCAAGAACAAUAUGAAUGGGAUGGAGAUGGAGAAAGGAAAGAGAGAGAGUAGGUCGAGAAAAGGAGUUGAGUUAACGAUGAGAGUGUUGGCUUUGGUCCUAACAAUGGCGGCUGCAACAGUACUUGGUGUCGCAAAGCAAACAAAGGUUGUGUCUAUUAAGCUUAUUCCCGCUUUGCCUCCUCUUGAUAUCACUACAACCGCCAAAGCCUCUUACUUGUCGGCCUUUGUGUACAACAUUUCUGCAAACGCGAUAGCUUGCGGUUACACAGCUAUCUCGAUAGCGAUUCUGAUGAUCAGUAGGGGAAGAAGAAGCAAAAAGUUGUUAAUGGCGGUUUUGCUAGGAGAUCUAGUGAUGGUGGCUUUGCUGUUUUCGGGCACCGGAGCCGCCAGCGCAAUUGGGCUAAUGGGUUUGCAAGGGAACAAGCAUGUUAUGUGGAAUAAAGUUUGUGGCGUUUUUGGAAAAUUCUGUCACCGAGCUGCUCCUUCGCUUCCUCUCACUUUUCUUGCUGCAGUUGUGUUUAUGUUUCUUGUUGUUCUUGAUGCUAUUAAGCUUCCCUAGUUUACUUUUUUUCUGCUUCUUGUCGUUUCGUGUGAUGUAAAAAUAAAAUCAUUAUCAACAAUCAUGUAAUUGUCUAUUGCUUCUAAUGUUUUAGCAAAUCGUUUUCUAUGGUGGAGACCAUGUAUUCAAA